CCCCUCGCUGUGGCUCAGUGGCUCUCCCCCACUUGCAAAUUCCAAACUCCGAACACACCCAGUUGCUCAGAGACUGAGAAAAUGAGGGAGAUCCUCCACAUCCAGGGAGGCCAAUGCGGGAACCAGAUCGGGGCCAAGUUCUGGGAGGUGGUGUGCGCAGAGCACGGGAUCGACCCGACCGGGCGGUACCAGGGGGACAACGACCUCCAGCUGGAGCGCGUCAACGUCUACUACAACGAGGCUAGCUGCGGCCGCUUCGUCCCCCGCGCCGUCCUAAUGGAUCUCGAGCCCGGCACCAUGGACAGCGUCCGAUCCGGCCCCUACGGCCCCAUCUUCCGCCCUGACAACUUCGUCUUCGGCCAGUCCGGCGCCGGCAACAACUGGGCCAAGGGCCACUACACCGAGGGCGCCGAGCUCAUCGACUCCGUCCUCGACGUCGUCCGCAAGGAGGCCGAGAACUGUGACUGCAUGCAGGGCUUCCAGGUCUGCCAUUCCCUGGGCGGUGGCACUGGCUCCGGGAUGGGGACCCUUCUCAUUUCUAAGAUCAGAGAGGAGUACCCGGACCGGAUGAUGCUUACCUUCUCUGUUUUCCCUUCCCCUAAGGUCUCCGACACCGUUGUUGAGCCCUACAAUGCCACACUCUCUGUUCAUCAGCUCGUCGAGAACGCCGAUGAGUGUAUGGUUUUGGACAACGAAGCUCUCUACGACAUUUGCUUCCGAACGCUCAAGCUCACUACUCCAAGCUUUGGAGACCUGAAUCACUUGAUUUCAGCGACCAUGAGCGGGGUUACUUGUUGUCUUCGCUUCCCUGGUCAACUCAACUCCGAUCUCCGCAAGCUUGCUGUUAAUCUUAUCCCAUUCCCAAGGUUGCAUUUCUUCAUGGUUGGGUUUGCUCCACUUACAUCCCGUGGAUCCCAACAGUAUCGUGCCCUUACUGUUCCCGAGCUCACCCAACAGAUGUGGGAUGCAAAGAACAUGAUGUGUGCCGCUGAUCCCCGCCAUGGCCGAUAUCUAACUGCUUCUGCUAUGUUCCGUGGCAAGAUGAGCACUAAGGAAGUUGAUGAGCAGAUGAUUAAUGUGCAGAACAAGAACUCCUCCUACUUUGUUGAGUGGAUCCCCAACAAUGUCAAGUCUACUGUUUGCGAUAUCCCUCCGACCGGUUUGAAAAUGGCGUCAACAUUUAUCGGCAACUCGACAUCAAUUCAGGAAAUGUUCAGGAGGGUCAGUGAACAGUUCACGGCAAUGUUCCGCAGAAAGGCUUUCCUUCAUUGGUACACAGGAGAAGGAAUGGAUGAAAUGGAGUUUACGGAGGCAGAGAGCAACAUGAAUGAUCUAGUUUCUGAGUACCAGCAAUACCAAGAUGCCACAGCAGAUGAGGAGGGGUAUGAUUAUGAAGAUGAGGAGGAAAUUCAGGAGGAGGAGGCUUAAAUCGUAUUUGAUUUCUGUUUCUUUUCUCUUUCUGCUUGUUGCUAUCAUAUUGUGCUGUUAAUGUGUCUUAUUUGGGGCUUUGGAUUGUUGGAAUGUGGUUGGUUUUUAGGCUUGUUAUCUUUCGUUUGCUUUUGGUGUCUGUACCUUAGGAGUCUUCUUUUUUCAGAAUUGAGGUGUUAAGGAUUAGUUUGCAAUUGCAUCCCCUUUCUGCCUGUAGACUCUUAUUUGCUUGUAGUUAUGGAUCGUGUUGUAGACUACGGAGUUUUGUUAUUCAGAAAUGCUAUUAUGGGGUGUAAA
Alnus glutinosa is the source of this 1725-nucleotide messenger RNA. RefSeq names its product tubulin beta-1 chain. Lineage: Eukaryota; Viridiplantae; Streptophyta; Magnoliopsida; Fagales; Betulaceae. Gene Ontology annotation, biological process: mitotic cell cycle; microtubule cytoskeleton organization. Gene Ontology annotation, molecular function: structural constituent of cytoskeleton; GTP binding; GTPase activity. The coding region runs from base 82 to 1428 and encodes 448 amino acids. Gene Ontology annotation, cellular component: cytoplasm; microtubule. The transcript has 2 exons. The record is from RefSeq and is a predicted model, not a curated record.